AUGGACCGCGCCAGACCGCGCCGGCACUGCGCCGGCGCUCCGCCUAACGUCCCCUGUCAGCUCGGAGCCGGCGAGCGGGUGGUCCUUCCGCCUCCGCGUCACGACCCUCGCGUCCCCCUGACACUGGUAGCAAUUCUAGAGAUGGCUAGUCACUGAUCCCAACCACCGCGCGAUCGACCCCACAGCACUGACAGUUGCAGCCCACGUGUGCUCUUUAUCGUUGCUUCGCAGCCCAAGGCACGAUCCAAGUCGUUGUCAUGCCUGUUCGCCAUCAACAAGCCCUCGGGCCAAGUCUCGAUGCAAGUGAGUCAGUUUCUACACCUCUUCUCCCGCGUACACGCGCUGACAAGGCUGUCUUGGCUAUUGCUGUAGCUGUUGAACCAGCUUCAACCGCUGUUCGCAAGCUCGUCGCUCUUCAAGCCCGGUCCGGCCUCGGCACCGCAUCCUAAUGACAAGACCAAGCGACGCAAGUGGAAGCAAGAGAGGGUCAAGAUGGGUCAGGGAGGAACACUCGACCCCCUUGCCGAUGGUGUACUCGGUAAAGCGACAUCGAAUCGAGCCCCGUCAGGCCCCUUGCGAUCGACUGAUUCUGUAUUUUCAAUCCGUCUCGACAGUGAUCGGUGUCAACGAUGCGACCAAACAGCUGUCCAAGUUCUUGGACUGUACCAAAGAGUACCGCGCCAUCGGUUUGCUCGGCUGCUCGACCGACAGCUACGACUCCGACGGCAAGCGGGUCAAGCUCGCUUCCUUCGAUGGCAUCACUCGCGACAAGAUCGAGGGCGUGUUGGGCAAAUUCCGAGGCGAGAUUGAGCAGAUUCCACCGAUGCAAGUUUCAAAAGUUUUAACAUGAGGCCCAUCAACCGAAAGUCUUUCUCUCGAGGCUGACGAGCGCUCGUGACAAGUCGAUCGCAGAUUCUCGGCACUCAAGAUGGACGGCAAGCCGCUGUACGAGUAUGCUCGCACCAACACUCCUUUACCUAGACCGAUAACCUCGAGAAAGACGACGAUUCACGCCUUACAGCUGCUCAACUUUACACCCGGUGAUCAGCAUUCGUACGAGUACCCCGCCGAGGAGCUGGACGAGCAAGCCAAGCUCGAACUCGGUCGACUGGAGAAGAUGGUGUCGGAAGGGUCGACGAUCGUACCCUCUGAGCCAGCAGAACCGGCCACUGCUAAUCCAUCUCAGCCGGAGUCCGGCUCUGCUUCACCCAGUACGUCUUGGAUGAAAGAAUAGGAUCAACGAAGGCUGCUUGAGAGCUUGAGCUCACAUCGCUUCUUUCUCCAACCUUCCGGUGCCUUGCAGCUCGACCACCAACCUUUGAGAUUUCGCUGACCGUCUCUUCGGGAACUUACGUUCGAUCCAUCAUCCACGACAUCGCGAUCGCAUUGGGGUCAAGAGCGCAUGUUGUCAAACUGACUCGCACACGUCAAGGCCAAUUCGUCCUCGACGACCCAUCUCCGGCCGGCCCUCCUGCUUCGUCGGAAACGGCAGAAGGUGAGACAAAGGUAGUCGCGGAAGGAACCACGAUUGGAUGCGUUCGGUGGGAAACGUUGGAAGCGGCCAUCAAAGCCUUUGAUGCGGACAAGAAGGCGGGAAGAAAGCCAGCCCCCGCUUCAGAGGAUGCAGAUUAUGCAGAGUGGGAGAAGGAGCUCCUGAGCAAAUGCAAAGAGUAG
This is a messenger RNA of Microbotryum saponariae, 1674 nucleotides long. NCBI's taxonomy places the organism in Eukaryota, Fungi, Basidiomycota, Microbotryomycetes, Microbotryales, Microbotryaceae. The record is from the annotation of a GenBank genome assembly.